AUGAGGAGGCCCGCUGCCUCCCAUUUGUCGUCCGCCACCGAGUGUCCGCCUUUGACCACAGAGAAGGACCGUCUCAUUGAGAUAUCAAUCGGACAAGUUCGCUCCCGGUUCUGCCGUCCGUCGCAAGCUUCACCGGAGUCGUCCACCAUCAGCGACAGCUCGAAGUUCACCCCGGUCACGUGCGAUUAUGAUUCGACACAACGCCGCCUCGAGGCCGCGCGAUCUACCUCCGACCUAACAGACGUCUUCGAGAUGGUCGCGGAUGUGUCAAGACCUCCGCCGCUGUCAUUGCCGGAAUACAAGCGCCCAGGACGACCGACGACUGCCAACGAGACCUUCACGACAUUCCAGUCGGCGGUGCCACUGGAACUUCGAACGGAGUUGCGGCUAGGCGGAGGUGCGCCUGAUACUCUGGACGGACUGAGGUGGUUGGAGGGCGGAGUUGGUGGAGGUUCGACUGUAACUUCAGUCGUGCUCGUCGCGAAGGGGGUGGAGAUGGUCGGUAGGACAGUGAGGAAGGCGAUUUUCGGUGGUUGGAUGAGUUCGGCGGCGGCAGGCGGCGGUGUAUGUGGUGGCCGGCGGAGGGGACGACCGCGCCUUUGUGUGUGUACAGUGCGCUGUAUUCCAGUCUUGGUCGGCGACGAAACGUCUGGAGGACGCCGGCGAUCGGCGUGGUCGAGUGGUCAUCGGCUCCCAACUGUGUGUUUGUUUGAAAUGAAGUGCGAUAUCGGCGGCGAGACCGGCGACGAGUCCGGCGGAGAGACCGGCGGCAGGUGGCGGCCACGGGUAGGGCGUGCAACU
Molecule: messenger RNA, 801 nt
Organism: Striga hermonthica
Lineage: Eukaryota; Viridiplantae; Streptophyta; Magnoliopsida; Lamiales; Orobanchaceae
Source: the annotation of a GenBank genome assembly